Heterotrigona itama is the source of this 657-nucleotide messenger RNA. The record is from the annotation of a GenBank genome assembly. NCBI's taxonomy places the organism in Eukaryota, Metazoa, Arthropoda, Insecta, Hymenoptera, Apidae.
AUUCAUAUUUUCAAACAUAUUUGUUUGAAAAUGAGUACUGCAUUAAUAUCAGAAUAUUUGGAAACACAUCAAGGAAGAGAUAAAUUUUUGAAAACAUUGUCUUAUGCAACUAAGUUUGCGACAUUGGGAAUAUUCUCAAAUGAAACAGAAAAAAAAUUAAAAAUAUUUAGUAGCCAAAUCAGCGAAUGCAGAAUGAUUCUAAGAUUAUUAGAUGACAUACCAACGAUUCAUUAUGCAAUGACAUAUGGGUGGGGAAAAGAGGAGUCAGAUUGGUUGAUCAAAUGUGCAGAGUUAAUGCAAAUUUUGGUGGAUAUUAUAUUUGGUCCAAUAGAACACAUUUUUUGGGCUGGCAAACAUAAAUUGAUUAAAAUCAAUAUUGAAGCAUGGGAUAAUGCUUUAACAUGGUUUUGGAUAAUUUCUCUGCAGUUGUCUUUAUUAAAAGUUGUUUUGAAAUCAAUAACCAAACUAAGGUGGAAUGAAUCAUUAACAUGUAUAAGAUUAAUAUUAGAUAUGUGUUAUGCAGUUAGUUAUUUGCCAUCUGGUAUAUUUUGGGGAGGUAAGUUAAAAACUUGGCAUGUUGGAGCACUUGGAACUUUGUCUUCGUUGAUUGGAUUGUAUCAAGCUUUAAGUCAACGAGCAAAGCACAAGAGUUCAUAA